This is a messenger RNA of Acipenser ruthenus (sterlet), 3183 nucleotides long. Its product is annotated as LEM domain-containing protein 2-like. Gene Ontology annotation, biological process: nuclear envelope organization; negative regulation of BMP signaling pathway. Bases 52 to 1380 code for a protein of 442 amino acids. The record is from RefSeq and is a predicted model, not a curated record. Gene Ontology annotation, cellular component: nuclear inner membrane. Gene Ontology annotation, molecular function: chromatin DNA binding. NCBI's taxonomy places the organism in Eukaryota, Metazoa, Chordata, Actinopteri, Acipenseriformes, Acipenseridae. The transcript is spliced from 9 exons.
CGCUGCGCGCCCACAUUGACCCCUCGAAACUUCCGCCUAAGAUUUCCAAUCAUGGCUUCUACUUUAGACGAUGAGGAACUUCGGAGGGAGCUGAAAUCUUUCGGGUUCUGUCCGGGUCCAAUCUCAGACAGUACCAGGAAGCUUUACCUCAACAAACUCAAGAAGCUCGGGUCAGAAAACUGCAGUAAAUCGAGGUUUGCCAGAACCCAGAGAUCCCACAAGCAUGGACUGAGCUCCAGCAGCAGCAACAUCGCGAGCAGUCCGCAGCAUCAAACCCAACACAGCCACAGGCAUGACAGCCUGAGACUGCGGGAGAACAGCGCCAGCCCCAGCCACCGAUACCGGACUCCAAGCUUCAACCAGCAGGACAGCGACGAAUCCGACGAUUAUGAAGCGUAUUCCCACUACGGCCCGCCGGCUGCCCACGCGAACCAGUUCACCUCGUACACGAAGGAGGAUUUGCAGAAGCGAUGCGACAGCACGGUGAAGCAGAACGUGUUUCUGGAUCGCCAGCUCUCUCGGGCUCUGUUUACAUGCACCCUGGUUCUGUCCGCUGCCCUGAUUUGGCUGGUCUAUGUGAAAACCGUGGGUCUGGGGCAAAACGAAGAUGUGAAAGAUAAUCUUAAAAUGCUUCCUGUGGACUGCAAGGGGAAAACCGACACAUACUGCAGAGCUGAGGAACACAAGGUGCACAUGCAGCUGCUGUCUGAGCUGUACAGCUUCCUCGCCAAGGUGGCAGGUGACUUUGAGUGUGGGAAUCCAUCAGAACUCAAGAGUAAAUGUGUUUAUGUUGAUGAUGCCAAAAGUUAUUUAGCCAUUUUAAACAGGGGCUAUACGGACCGCUUUGAAGCAGCUCUUCAGAUGAUCAUUCAGAGCAGGCGAGACCUGGGCAUCCGGGUGGUGGAGCCAGGCCAUGCCCCCGGGACAGUGCGGUGCCUGGAGUCCAGUCAGCCCCAGAUGGGACUCGUGUGCCGCUUCAGCAGGGCUGUCUUCACCGUUAUGAGCAGGAUGUUCAUAUUCGUCCUUGCUCUAGGGGUGCUGUGGGGAGUCCUGAUCCUGCUGCGCUUCCGCUGGAGGAGGCUGCAGGAGGAGGAGCAGGCCAUGUACGAGCUGGUGAAGAGGAUCAUAGGGGAGGUCCGGGAUCACUAUAAAGACUGGGAUCAGGGUCUGGAGCCCAUUCCCUAUGUACCCAUCCCUCACGUGCGGGACUCCCUCAUCCCACCACAGAACAGGAGGCGCAUGAGGCGGAUUUGGGACCGGGCUGUGGAGUUCCUGUCCUCGAACGAGUCUCGUAUCCGCACAGAGACGCACCGCAUCGCCGGGGAGGAUUUCCUGGUGUGGCGCUGGACCCAGCCCGUGGAGCUGUCCGACUCCAGCUAGGGGGCCUGGACACACCCCCACCCCAGCUGGACACAGGACUUUUAUACAGGGUGUUCCUCCAAAAUACAUUGCUUUCUGCGGUACUGUGCAAGAAGAAUCUGUUCAAUACAAUUUGUAAUUAUUAUUAUUAUUGUUGUUGUUGUUGUUGUUCUAAUUGAGUCUUGCAAUUGAGCUGAGGUGAGGAUCAUUACUGCACUGGGAGCUCUGUCAGGGAGGCUCCUGUGCUUUCCUGGGUCUGUGGAGAGUGACCUGAUCAGAGUCUGUCUUAGACUAGCACAGUCCCCUUUGCAGCACUGGUUCAGAGACAAGGCUGGACCAUGUUUUCCUUUCUAACGAGAUCCUAAAUGCACAAUUCAUUCCAGGGCUAGAAACUCCAGUAGCCCUGCACCCAGUCCUGGGUUUUAGCACUUCCCUCAGUUGACUGUAUUAUUGAAAUGAUCCAGAGCCAGGAGUUUGAGUAAUCGUGCCCCUCUUCAGUAGACUCUCCCUCCCCCUAUAGGUGCAGACUGCAGACUCAGGUGAGACUGAUGGGGAGUGAUCAGGUCAGAGCAGAUUUAGCAGGAGGCUGUGCUACCCUUUCACUCCAGUGCACAUUUGCACUACUUUUAAAAUAGUUUGUAUCAAUUGUUUUCUUUAGAUCAGACAGUUUAAAGAUGUUUUAAUGUGCAUACUGGAUCAGAUGUUGACUUUAGUCUGUGUGUUCUGUUAGAAUGAUUUUAACCUUAACUAUUACACUGUUGCACAUCCUCAUUUAAUGUUGCAACGUUGUGCCUGUGAUUAGGACUUCUUAUUCCCAAUUUCCAAAUAGUUCCCUUUUGCAUGUCUUUAAAGUUUUGGGGUUGUAUGACUUGUUAGGGGGUGGGGGUUAAACCACAUUGCACCGUGGAUGUCGUUUUCAUUGUGUGUCCACCACUGCAAAGUUGCCUCUGUUUUUCUUUUGUAAAUAUCCUAGUAAGAAAUAUCCAGGAACACUAACGUAACUGCUUCAGCCUAAACACUGGUUGUUUCUUGAGCAUCAGGAUAAUGUUAAAACGUUUUUCUCCUUGUUCAAAAAAUGACUGCAAACAGAACAAAAGUUAUAUUGUACUAACAUGGUGUGUGCUGAGUGCUGUACUUGCAUUGUAUCUGCGUAUGCGCAAUUCAUGUCGGCCAAAUACAGACAUAUUUUGUUAUGACAAAAAGUGCAUCUACUCCAGGAAUGGAAAUACGGCUUCCGUUGCUUAGCAGUUUGAUCCAAUCCUGGUUUUACUAUGAGCUUGAUAAGACGCACCUGUGUGUGUUACCUACACUGUGGACCUGGAGUGGGUGAGACAGCUAUGCAAUAGGAGCCUUGCUUCCAAACCUGUACCCAUGCACUGUAAACAACACAGGGAGUCGGCUUGAUAGCAUUACACACAGAGACUCUUCAGAGAGAAUAACGUACAUUUGGGAGGUUCCACUGCUAAAUUAAGGGAAAGCAGUGAAAAGAAAUAUUCAAUAAAUACAAAGUUUUAAAUAACAAAAAUAAAAAUGUAAUUGCCCCAGUGGUAGAUAUUAUUUCUUGAUUUUAAAUAAAAUGCAUACAUGUUUUAAACAAGAAAAAAUACGGAGGAAUUCAAACUCAAAGCAUCUGGAAUCAAAUUUGCUUUAGUAUACUUUUCAAAGCAUUACAAUCAAACCGCUUUUAACAAUAUUCCCUUUAAAAAAAAAAAAAAUGUAAAUACAUUUUAAAAAAGCAUCUGCAUGUAGUGCAGAGAGGUUUCAGAGAUUUGAUGACAUUGUGAAAUGAAGCUAAUAAAGAGAUAUUUGAAAAUAAAAACUUUC